AUGAAGCAAAACAAGGACACGAUCGCGGCUGCGAAGAAGGAGAACAAGGAUCUCCUGCAGCAGCUCGCGGAGAAGAGCAGUAACGCGGCGACCGAUCGCGACAAGCCCAAGGUUACCGAUCUCGGCCCGGAGAACAACGAGGAGCUCUACCGCCUCCAGGAGCUGGCGAAGGACCUGCGCAGGCGGUACGACGACUACAAGCAGCGCGCCGUGCGGAAGACCCGGGAGCUCGAGGCCAAGCUGGACAGCAUCAAGGACCUGGAGAACGACGCCGUGAACCCGUCCGAGGAGGACACCCCGACGACUAGGCUGCUGAGGCAGCUCGAGAAUCGCUUCGACAAGGCUCUCAUCAAGUACAACGAGGCGCAGUCCAUCCAGAAGACGUACCAGCAGAUCGUCAAGCGUCUGAGCGACGAGCGCGUCACCUUCGACGCGCAGCUGCAGGGCAUGGACAAGGCGAUCAAGGCGAAGGAGCGGGACCUCGCCGAGCUCGUGUUGCUCGGCCACGAGGCCAACGCGAGCAAAGACAAGGCCAAGGCGGAGCUCGCCGAGGUUGAGAACUCGUUGAGCAAGGAACGGCGGGACCGGGAGAAGGACCUGCGGGACAGGCGGGAGAUGGUGCGGCAGCGCGAGCAGAUGAACGCGGAGACUGCGAGGAUGAGGCAGAAGCGGGACGACGACGCCGCCGCGAGGGACGCGGCGGUGGCUCGGAAGAAAGAGGCGGAGCUUCGAGCCAAGAUGGGCGAGGAGGAGCGCCGACGCGCGUCCGUCGCGGGUAAGCUGGAUAACUACGAGGACGCGUUCCUUCGCAUCAAGGACGCCACGGGCGUGGCGGACAUCCACGAGGUUGUCACCAAAUUCAUGACCCAGGAGGACACCAACAACAACCUCAAGCAGCUCACCAAGGACGGCCAGUCGAGGGUCGAGGCGCUCAAGGAGGAGAUUGACCAGACGAAGCAGAAGAUCGAUGCGCUCAAGCUGGACGGCGCGGGGACUGGCGCGUCGCGCAGGCUCGUGGACGAGUACGAGAGCCAGCUCUCCGAGGGCGCCGCCAACAACGACCGCGUCAAGGCUAAGUUUGAGCGCCUCAACAAGGUGAUGGUGAGCAUGAAGGCUGGCACCGAGCACCUCGUCGACAGGCUGGAAGGUAUCAAGACGGAGGCGGCGCCCCCGGCGGUGACGGACGAGACCGUGGUGGAGGUGAUGGCGCACUGCGAGCGCAAGCUCCUCCGAGCGAUGGACCUGGUGAACAAGAAGGGAGAGGACAGCCUCAGGAGCACGCUGUCGCGGUCCUUCGGCCCAUCCUCCACGGUUUCGGCGCACAACUUUCGCAUCGACAUCUUCGCAGACUCCGAGGACGAUUCCGAGGACGACGACCGCGAGGAAGAUGAGGACGGCGCCGCGAAGGUGGCGGACAGGACCCAGGUCAAGUACGAGGCGGAGGUUACCCUGGCCAAGGCGACGGGGAAGAGGCCGCCGGGUGAACCCUCGCCCAUGAAGUCUGGACGAGGAGCGCCCGCGACUCCGGGAUCCGUCAAGGGCAAGGGCAGCCGCGGUUCCCGACCCGUCAUGGCCUGA
This is a messenger RNA of Micromonas commoda, 1578 nucleotides long. RefSeq lists its product with no specific name. The coding region runs from base 1 to 1578 and encodes 525 amino acids. The record is from RefSeq and is a predicted model, not a curated record. Lineage: Eukaryota; Viridiplantae; Chlorophyta; Mamiellophyceae; Mamiellales; Mamiellaceae. Gene Ontology annotation, cellular component: cilium. The transcript has a single exon. Gene Ontology annotation, biological process: outer dynein arm assembly; cilium movement.